AUGAUGCGAAACAGACUGAAUACUGAUGCUGAAUAUCUGCAUUGCAGCUUAUGGCCGACGUCAGAGAUGUAUUUUCAUUGGACAGUUGGACAGUUUACGUAUAUUCAAUUACAAACCAUUGCCUGUUUGGGGGGAAUCGAUGAAUGCUGCCAUUAACAACACCUUUCUAGUCUUAAUCACCCAUCAUCUAUUUGCACGCAAGGUGUCUCUUUAAUUUCUGUCGCGUUUAGUCUUAUUAAAACAUCGAUAGAACUAAAUUUGAGGAUUGUUGAGGACAAAACAGGAACUUGCGUCGCACCUCCCACACGAAGAGAUUUUGGCUUAAAACCUUGUUUAAGGCACUCCAGCUUUCCAUUCAGCGAUAUUUAAGUUCAUGUCGUAGGGCACUUUAUGUUGAAGAUAAGCAUGACGAUAAUUCAAUUUCCGUUGCUUAUGUGUGUAUGUUCAGCCAUUGUAUCUGGAUUUGUUAAUGAUGACAUCAAACAUCUACAGCAUUUUGGCUCCAGUUACAACGUAAACAGAGAUUUACUUCGAACCGUGAUUAUGUCAGUGCAAGGAAUAUUACAUUUUUUUUCGGAAGAAAUCGAAAACGUGAAUCUAGAUGCGAUAAUCGGUACCAGAAUUGCAGAUGAUCAAAUGCAGCUACUGUUAGGAAAAUACACAGGCUCUGUGGUUGCUUUGGUGGAACCAGAUAUUUUCAGUGAUAUACAUGUCCUUCAACAGGCAGCGGAAUAUAUAAGUAACACUGCAAUACCCUUUGUACAAAAACAAUCGCCGCGUUAUUUCCAUAGAAUCGGGGCAAAUCUCAGGAAUGGUUUCUGGGGGAUCGAGUCAGAAAGUAAAGACAUCGAUAUGACCAGGGCAGUAACACCUGCAAUGUCCGGAGAAGCUAUGCACGAAAAAGACUCCGAUGACUGCCUGACAGAGUUAUUUGGUACAACAGGUUUAUCUCAAAACCCCUGUGAAAUAUCGGAUACUUGUUGGAGACGAAUGACGUCACCGGGUUACCGUGGUUACUCUCUCUCGCACCAAAUUUUCUAUCUGGAAAUUGGAGUUCAGGCAGGUUGCCGACCAGCGAUGGACGUGAAAACAAGAAGACACUAUCAACCGAGUUUAGAGACAUUAGCAGAAGGUUUCUGCGCAGCCAUGCUUAGAGAAGCGGAGACCAUAGCGCGAGCUGGAUUCCCUUUGAGGAGACGUGAUCUUUUCAUGGAAGAAGCUACUCUGUGUGGAAUGCUAGGUUAUCGACAGUUUUUCCGGUAUCAUUGGCUUGAAAAUAUCCUGAGCUGGCAGCGACGAAGUGGUUGCUUUGGGGACGAUGCCAUUGACAGUAAAUUCAUCGCACCGAAAGGGAAAUCCAUGGAUGAAGAGUUUAAAAGAACGGUAUCCAAGAGAGAAGAGCGCGUUUUGAGUGAUCGAUGUCUCGCGCACAAGACCACAGUCGCACUUGGUGCGCUGACGCAGUACAUGCGAUACUUGCUACUAGCCAUGGAAAAACAACUGCAGACUAUUUAGAAAAAAAGUCCGAAGCACUUAAGAAUAUAACAUGUAUGACAUGGAUGGGAGUUUAUUGAUUAAAUUGUUAAAUUGAACUCUUCUGACUUCACAGAACACUUUUGCGCGUUUACAAAACAGCUCUCCAUUAUGAAAAGGCGUAUCGACAAUAACAAAAAUAGAA
Lingula anatina is the source of this 1678-nucleotide messenger RNA. Its product is annotated as UPF0764 protein C16orf89 homolog. Lineage: Eukaryota; Metazoa; Brachiopoda; Lingulata; Lingulida; Lingulidae. The record is from RefSeq and is a predicted model, not a curated record. Gene Ontology annotation, cellular component: membrane; cytosol.